AGUUUUGAUGUUGUUAUAAACAAUAAGUACCUACCUACUUAGGUCCCUACUAUAAAUUUGAAAUUGAGUAAUCAGGAUGGUCAUGUUUUAACAAAAAAUGGGUCGUGGCAGCCCUACUCAGGCAGCUACGGACCCGAUGCGCAGAGCCUCACUCCGAGCUAGCUGGCCGAGGCUGCGCGCCGUUCCUGACGCCGUCCUGUCUCCUCCUCAACCUUCAACAUGUAAACAGUGCUGUUCGGUGAUCUACACUCACUUCGACGUUGCUCUUCUUAGCCAUCAUGAAGCUCCGCGACUGCUCCGAUGACGACCCUGGCACGGAGGAGGUGGUUCCCAUCCCGGUCCAGAUAUUCCUGUGGAGGCAAACCACGCCGUUCGUGCGUCCCAGGCUUGGGAAAGUCCACGAUGCUGAUUGCAUGUUUUGUCAAAGAGCUCCUGGACAUCACGAACUGAAAGAGGCUUGUAAGUCCUUCGAAAAGGUUCUAGUGCAAAACAUCCGAAUUGAGUUAUCUCCUAGUUUAACUGAGGCAAUCGAGGCGAUAUCACGAUGGCGUCUCAUACAAGCAGCUUUUCCCCAUGUGAUGCAUGCAUUGGCUGCACUCUUACACAACAGAGUAAAAGACAACAUGCAGUCCUUAGGAAAUGUGGAGACAAGACUCCUUUAUACACUCCAUUGGAUCAUACUUGAUGCUUCUGACGAGUGCAUUGAGAAUGAUUAUGAAAAUGGUGUUUACAAUACAAACCCUUUUCAUUACUUGUUCUCAAUUCCAUCUUUGACUCUCUUCGUGUUCCUGUUUGCGCCAAUAUCUCAUCAUUUGAAAGAAUCUGAUUUUACUAUAAAUUAUCGAUUAGAAAACGGUCUAAAAAUGUGGCAAGCAAUGUGGGAAUUCAGACACCCUGAUGCUCCAUGCUUCACUACUUUAGUGAAACCAAAACCAAAACCUCUUGGGGGUAAAUUCUCAAAGAGAGGUCAACAUGGGGAUGUGUUUUUGGGUCGUAAGUAUAACUUAAAACAUCAUGAUGUUGAUGAUUCAUGCAAAUUCUCCAAAGAAGAAGGCACUGGCACAGUGAAUGGCAGUCCUCCAAGCCAGAAUGUAUCAGUCUCACAUUCCGAGGUGACUUCCAAGCAGGCUAGCACGGAGGAAGAGCCCUGGCUCUCUUCACCUAAAGAUACAAUUUUUCCAGAAACAAUUCCAGAGGAAAGCUCUAGUACUGAGGAAGAACAUGUGUUUAUCUAUCGCCUGCCAUCUGAACAAAACUUUGGUAGUAACUUUAAAGAGACCUACACAGUGUACGCGGCGGACCCCAGUCUGUUUCAACUCCGCAAAACUGAUACUAAAACAGCUCUGCCGGGCAUCAGACAGCUACCUCAAGUUACCAAAAUGAGUUCUUCUGAUAAAGAAUCACUGUCUGAUAGUGGCGGCGGUGGUCAAGGCCCUAAAGGAACCCCGCCUACCGAAAAACCACUAACAUCGAAACAAGCCCAUGUGUCGGCAGCCACUUUUCUAGAUGUCGCCACAUUACGAUGCCUAUUCACCUCACAAUGGCAAGAGGAAGGCGUAUAUUGGGCCUUACAUUAUUUAUACAACAGAUUGAGAGACAUUUGUGAUGACUUGUCCAAGCAAACUCAGCCGAGAAAACGGAGCAAUUCAUUACCCAUACCGAAAAUCGAAGUUUCCGUCUAUCAAAGCCCUGACUUGAACCAAAGAGAUUCCCUAAAAAACUUUAUGGAAGUCCCGGAGCUGAAAGACGUCUCGCCUUUAGCCGAAAUUCCAUUUCCUUCCCCUAAACUGGAGGAAGAGUCUAUCAUGACAAGGAGGUCCAGUGAAAAAAUUAAACGAAAAAUGAAAAUGGCCGACCUUAAAGCAUUUGUUGAAACAAAAUUGCUUUCUAAAUCCGAGAAAGCUUUAGAGAAAAUUGGGCAAGAUGACCAUAAAUUUUCGUUUCACACUGCAGAUUAUCACCGCAGCCUCGAUAAUGCGGAUGACAGGCCUAACUCAGCAUUAGCCAGCAAUUUUCCGCCGUUGGCUCCUAGACUAACCGAUGAUUUAUUAACUUGUAAUCUAAUCAAGGGAAAAAGUAUGCCAAGUCUCAGCUGUUUGAUUGAUGAGCUAGCCUCUAAUGGAUACAUUGGCGAGGUAAAGACAGAAAGGACCCACGGACCUUCGGGAACUAUGCCGGCCUACAUGCAGAAGAAAAAGAAUCCUAUCAUAACAGUAACAGAGCAUACCCCUACACCCUCUCCAGACUAUCUAUCAAAAACUCGACAGGGGUCAAUGGAAUCGCAAAUAGACUCAGUGAGCAUGCAGGGCUCCCAACACAUCCCGACGCCGGAGCGCAAGCCGAGCCUGACGCGAUCGCAGACAGACUCCAACAUUACGUACGUGGUGGAGGAAAUACAGGAGGCGCCCGGGUCGCUGCAUUAUAUCACUAAAGACGGAGAUAUUGACUUCCAAGUGGUACUUAAGGCCGUGUACUCUGUGUCAGUAAUGGACAGCUUCUACAUAACACUGCGCGUGAUGGAGGUAAUGCUGAAUCUCGUGGACACUCUGAUGGAGAUAGGGGUCCACAAGAACUGGCAGAACUCUUGCGACGAGACCCCGCUGCCCGGCUCUGUCGAUCCCUUGAUCGAUUUCAACAAGGACAAGGAUAAUAAGGAACGAGAUUCUGGAAUACCAUGCGCCCAUAGCCAAGAAUCUACAAAUGUUGAAGGAGGAGAUAGCACUAAAGAAAAAAAGGAAGAGGAAAAUUUGGACUGUCCGUACUACAUGAUCAUGCAUAUUAUACUUAGACUUCUCCGUCAAUUAGGCUGUUCGCACGGCUGCUCGACCGCCCUCCGCGGCCCCCAAGCGGAAUGCCUGCGAGUCCAAGCCCGUAACUCCCUGCGAGAACUGCGCUCGGCUUCCAUACCGAAGUUCACAGUCCGUCUGAUGGAAAUGACCAAGUUUGCGUCCAUAAGAGAAGUGCUGGAUAACCUACACGCGACUAUCGGGUUUUGUGUGGAACCCACUUCGUUGGUUUCGCCCAUGAAUCAACAGAAACGCAACACUGCCAAGUCGCCUGACAUCAGCCACUUGCAAGCGGGAUACGCGACUAACUUCGGGGCGAAUCAGGGCGCCAACGCAAACCGAGCCAUAGAGACCUUCGUCAUAGAGUCCACUUUCCGAGUACUCGUCACGAGGUUCGCGCUCAUGCAUAAGGAACUCAAGAUGCUCGAUAACUCGGCGCUAUACAUGGAAGUUCGUCUACUUCUGAGCUAUGUGAAGGAAGCCCACGGAGGCCAAUUCCGAGUAGUCGCUUUCAGUGGUCUCUUAGACACGGCCGAGAGACCAGACAGCCAACAAAAGGAGUCCAAUAUGCAGACUACCAGGGUUAUUAGACAUAUACCUCGAGCAGUGGACGACGAGCGAGGUUCAGAUACUGGCGCCGACUCGGGCUGCGCUCCGGACGAGAGGAGCCACAAAAAGUUCACCUUCAAGAAGAGAAGUACCUCUUCUACUGGGGCUCAUAGCCUUCUAGAAACAGAAGGCGGCGAGGAGUCCGCCAGCCAAUCCCCGCUGUCCGUGCGCACGCGCCGCUACCAACUCACGCCUCGUCAAUCUGAACGGACAAUACCUUCAGCCUCUUCUGCUGAUAUAACACCGCAUCAUAAUAUAUCCCACUCUAAAUCGAUACCUUCAAAGUUUCACAUCAGUGGAAUUGUGAACUGGUUCCGUCAAAAGCCGUCGUCGCAGUCGCUGGUCCGCGCGGGCGGCGGGUCGGGCGAGUCGCUGCCGAUGUCGGGCAGCAUGGUGUCGCUGUCGCGGCCGCUGGCGGCGCUGCCCAGCCGCCCCGUGCACGUCAAGCGCAGGGUGGGCUACACGCUCAACAGAGCCAGAAAGCGUGUCGAAGAUAGGUUGAAUAGAUUUGGCUUGAGAAAGAUGGGAAAGAAACGAGAUGGAAGUAUAGAAGAGACUACUGGUGGAUACAUGUCUCGUCGUGGUUCCGCUGAAGGCGGGUCAGGUGGUGGGGAAUCUGAGGUAGUAGUUCUCAAACGUCGCCGCUUGGUGGCAGCGGCGCCACUGUACGCCGGAUUGGCGCGAUUCAAUUUUCUUCUGGACGCAACUCAACCUGGUGCCACACCAGAUGCUUUAUUCAUGGCUGCUUUGCUAGAUCUGCCAAAUACCGUAGUCGUGGGAAGAGCUGCCAUCCUAUUGGAGUGCGCAUACUUGGUGCAUAAUUGCAACAAAGGACAAUGGCCGUAUUGGCUCAAAUCUAAUUUAGCGAAAAAUGCCGUACCAUCAAGUCCCCAGCUACGCCAAAGAUUGGCCGCCAAACUAUUUUAUCAAUGGGCAGAGGCUAUAGGUAAUAGACUGGAGGAUAUGUUGAUAGAAGACAAGAAACACAUCGAUACAGUUGUGAACCUAGUCAAUGACCCCGAUGGGCAGCGGGAGCUCCUCCAACAGGAUGAAGAAGAGGACUUCCUUGAUGAAGCUAGUAUCCGGCUGCCCGGCAAACCGAUUGGUGCCGAAUGCCCCCGAGCGCUCAGACUAGUCGCUUGUAUUCUACUUUUCGAAAUCACUUCCUUCUUAAGAGAAACCUACCAGAACAUUCCAAAAUCCUGCCGCUCCUCGCUCAAGGAAAGAGGACCUUGGGACCGUGUAUACAGAUGGAUGGAAAAACGACGUUUGUUGUGUAAGAAUAAGGCUCUUAGCAGUCAACACACAUUAAUGCCAGUCGAGGAAGCGAACCGUCGAUGGAGUAUGGCUUUGUCGAGUAUGGGACAUUCUCAAGCAUCGGCUCAGAGCCUGCAAUCGAUCGCUGGUGCGGAGACUGAGAGGAAGAUAUCAUUCGUUAUACAUGAACCAGAAAAUGUGUCCGGCGGAAGUAAUGCUACACUAGCAGAUGCCGUACCGACAUCGGCUGAUGACAAGAAGGGAAGACUGGGAGGACGUAACAAAUCGGGCAUGCACCGACGGAACACGCAACAAACGCAUGGUGCAUACGGUUCGAUCAAACGACGAUCCAUCAAAUUGAGACAGAAAGAUACCAGGGAUGUUGAAGAAUUUGUGGCCAGAAGAUCAGAUUCGAUACAAAGCCGAAGGAAAGUGUCAUCACUAUCCGACAGGAGUGACACGUCUGAAGUCUACCCCGCCGCAGGCGGUACAGUGAUAAUGCCGAGCGAGGUGGACAGCGGCGGGGAGGAGAGCCCGGGCGUGCUGUCGGACGACCACGACCACCCGCCCGACAGCCCGGACAGCAGCUCCACGGACCCGCCCGACCCCAACAAGGGCUAUCCUUGGCUCAAAGUGAUGGUGAAGUUUCUGAACUCGUUCAACUACGUGUGCUGCCACCAAAACUUCUGUCAUCCGUAUUGCUUCCGUCGCAACAUGCGAGCCAGUGGGAGGCUCAUGAAAUCAGUUCAAAAAAUAUAUGGAGAGAAAUUCGGUCCGGAAGCACACGCACAAUGUUCCGACGAAGGCGUGGGAGGGACCCGGCGAGGUCGACGACCGCGGAAACCUUCCGAACAUGCCACUGACAGAAUCGACCGGUCAGUGAUAGAGAGUGCGGGUCUGGCAUACCGCGCGGCGGGGGGCGCGUGCGGGGCGGGCGGGGCGGUCGGGGCGGGCGGGGAGGCCGCGGCGCCCGACCCGCCCCCCGCGCGUCCCGCGCGACCCGCCGCCCUGCCCUACCCCCCGCCCGACCCACCAGCUAUACUCAAAUACUUACGCGGACAGGUCCGCGACGCUUACCAUGCCCCUCUAGCGACCCUAAUCAAAGGCGCCACCAUAAUGAGCGAAGAGCAAUUCGCCGAAAGCGCCCCAGUAGCCUGGCAACUGUUGCUGGAGCCCGAUAGGGAACUGAGCGCAUGCGCAGCGGCCUUGUUCAUACUGUGCGCGGUGAAAGCGCCCCACACCGCCGCCGAGAUCAUGCAUAAUGAUCUCAAACAUGCUCAGCCUUCAGUCAGAAUCAACGCCAUCCUCCGCUUCCAAGUGAUGUGGAAGCUUCGUUACCAAGUUUGGCCGCGGAUGGAGGAGGGCGCCUCUGUCACGUUCAAAGUGCCGCCCCCUGGUAUCGAGUUCACGCUGCCUUCGCCAAAGAUUGGGAUUGAGUCGUUGGCAGUUGUUGAUCCGCCAUGGAGCCCUCAGGUUAAAGAUAAGGACAUGGAAAUGACUUUGAAUCAAGAGAGGCAUCGUUCCCUGGUAACAGCGACGAAGACACGCAAGAAGCAACAAACGGAAGCGAUAAAGCGCGCGUUACAGCAGCGGAACGACAAGAAGCGGGCAGAAAGAGAGAGUUUCCUCAUCACCACCAUCCCGAUCACUCGCCAGGCCGCGCGCGAACCUGCGCUCGACCACGCCGCCGACGACCAUAUUGAACCACCAGCAGAUGAAGAAUUAGUGGAAGGGGUUCGCGGCUCGCAUCACACUCAAGUGGCGUCGGCACUGUUUCCUUCCACUUUGUGUUCCGCGGUCGCCGAGAUCGUGGCUCUAUUGGACGACGCUGCCGUCUCACAAGAUGGCUGCUCCGUCUACGAAGUUGCUUAUCAGGUUAUAUGGAACUGCCUGGUAGAAGACUCAGCGCUGUUCCUCCGUCACGUGCUCGAGCGUCUAACCCGGGACCACCAAGACGAGAUGUUCAAAUUACUGCGCCAUCUGAUCCGCUUCAUACCGCGUCUACCGCAGCAAGCCGCAUUCGCUUUGUACAACUACAUCAUAGGAUAUGUCAUGUUCUACGUGAGGUCUCCUCAUGAAGAUGGCCAGCGAUUGGUCGGCGCUGCGCUUUCUAUUCUCUGGAUGGUGGUCCAUAGCGUUCACGGCAUAAUGUUUAAAGAUCUCAAGCAGAUUUUACGAAAAGAACAAUGUGACGCGUCUAUAUUACUCACAGCCAAUGUUCCCGCAGCCAAGAAAAUUAUAGUUCACGGUCCAUCGGAUAACGAAGGCAGUAUACCAUCUCAGUUCCCUGUACAAGAGGACACGGUAUUUUCGCAGAUCUUGAAAGAAUCCCUGGACUUCUUUAGUAUCCCUGAACAUUUGCAUCGCGAACACUUCUUGGUUGAUUUCAAGACACGCCAAAUCCACAACCCGGAAAGCUACGUGCGCGAUCAUUAUUUCUUCAAGCGGUCCCAGUACCCUCAGUUAGGGUUGGUUCACAUGGAGCGGGAGGAGGCCUUCCAUAAACUGCAGAAACAGGAGUUGCUGCAAAAGUUUGUAGAAAUCGGAAAAGUUCUGUUGACGUGGGCUAUCCUUAAAAAUGUGGACAUGGUAGUGCAACGCGUAGUAUUCCUCCACGACGAACUGAUGAAGUUGCCUUCCUUCCCGCGGAAAGCGCUUGAAGCAGAUUUAGCGCUUUACAGCGGAGGACCAUUGGGAACUACUUUGUUAGGAUUGGAUGUAUUGCACAAGUUUAUGUGGGUUCGCCUAAUAGCCCGCAUGUUCGAAGCGAUGGCGGGUAACUUCACAUCAUCCCGGGACAUCCACCUUUUCCUUAACGUGUUGAAUGGAGCACUGAUGUUGCAUAGCGAAGACUCAUUGAUACUGAGAUAUGUAAUAGCUACUUAUGUCAAUGCUGCCUUUAAUUUCAAGAGCAUUUUCUCUACUAAUGGCUAUCUACUAAUAAUGCCGACACUUCUCCAAAUCUACUCCAACUUCCAAACAAAUAAGCUGGUAACGACCACCAUAGAAUACGCCGUCAAACAGUUCUACCUGCUGAACAGAAAGCCGUUCAUACUACAAAUGUUCGGCUCCGUUUCAGCUAUAUUGGACACUGAUGAGGAAUCUACUUACGGGGAUGCCAGUAAGGUCCAAUCCAGCUGCCUAUUCAACCUGCUGCUAAGCUUAGAAACCCCAUCGCCCGACCCCCUUCACAUCGCUGAACUGAUCAAGGAGGAGAAACCUCUCAAACCCAUAGACUUCUGCUACCGAGACGAGGAGGAGAUGGUCAAUGUACUGGAUUGCAUCAGUCUAUGUGUCAUGGUGGUUUCUUAUUCCGCUGAGAGCAUGAGGGGGUAUCAGAUGUUGAUAAUUUUGGAGGCUAUCUUGCCUUGCUACGUGAAACAAAUUCAACUACCUACUUACAACAGAGAAGGCAAAACCGAGAAAGAGAUCAUCCAACAACUCGCCAUUGCUAUCAAAACGCUCGUCAAUAACUGUGAAGGGCUAUCGAAGUCGUACAACGGGCCGUACCGCACGUCCCCGGAGCACAAGGGGUCGUCGCAGCGCGCCGGCCCGCGCUCCACGGCCGCCACCAUCAUCGGCUUCGAGGAGUCCCACUCCAAGUUCGACAACAAGCUGCCCGGGACCGAGUACACCGGCGCUGAGGACUCGGAGUUGGUCCGAGCGGAAUACCGUCGCCCACGAGACGUACUGCUGUCACUAGUGGGCGACUUCAUUGGGCGAGCUACUACUCGACUACUCGACCUUAACGGGUCGAAGGGCAGUGGCGGGAGUGAGGGCAAGCCUGGCGAGCUACUGGAUUGCAAGUCUCAUGCGAGACUAGCGGAGAUCGCCCAUUCAUUACUAAAAGUGUCCCCUUACGACCCCGAGUCCAUGGGCUGCCGCGGUCUGCAGCGGUACAUGACUCAAGUCCUGCCCGCGGCUGAUUGGGCCGACGACGCGCUAAGGCCUGCCUUAAUCAUGAUCCUGAGACGGCUUGAUAAGGUCUUCUUGAAGAUUGCGAAGAAACCCAGCAUCAGGAGGAACACAGACUGGGACUCUGCUGCUGUACUCUUGAAAGGAGUCUACGAGACUAUGAUCCGAUGUCCGUACAUUAUGCACUGGCAACAAGUGAAGACUCUUCUUAACACUGUUCAGGCCCUGAUAGUAUCAGAAAACAAUUCUGGCGAGAAUUUGUCUUCGGCAACAGCGGCGCUAAUGUCUCAACCACCGCCCCCGCACUUUUGUAGCACAGUUGUGCGACUGAUCGCUCUACAGGUCAUCAAUACCGGGGAUAGUUAUUCAUUGGAACAAAUGUGUGGUGGCAGCGCAAUAUUCCAGACGGCUGAGAAAACUGAAAACAUGCUGAUGAAUCUGUUCAUGCCACUUUGUUUACGAGUGGGGAGUGGACGGAAAGAUGUGCCACCGCUCCGUCAAUCAGACGUGAGUUACCUAGUGUCAGUGGUCCUCAACGCCCUCUGUCCCCCCGCGCCCCCCGGCCAGCUGGCGGCCGUCAACGCCAAACUCAACGCCUCCGACGCGCGAGCCAACUCGCUGACCUUCACCGGCAGUCGCGACGCCCGCAACACCACCAGGCUUUCCAACCAGCUUUAUAGAAUUGCCUUUUUGGCGCUGAAAGUGGUCUGCGCGUGCUUCACAAGCGAGCUGUGCAGCGAGUGGGGCCGCGUGGCGCGCGCCAUGCGGGAGCUGGGUCGCCGCAACGAAGCGGCCCACCACUUGUGGGACUUCCUCGAACAUGUGGUCACCUACCGCACCCCCUUGUAUAUACUGCUGCAGCCGUUUAUUGUGCACAAGCUGUCCCAGCCGCCGAUCGGCGACAACGAGCGCCACAUGCAGUUCGUAGUGCGCGAGCGCGUGCGCGGCCUCAAGCUGCCGGCCGCGCGCGCGCGCGGCGCGCUGUUGGCGGAGCUGGCGAGGGAGCUCCGCACUAUGAGGGACACGCACGACCAGUUCAAGUUUGAACAAAUAGCGGAGAACAUCGGUCAAGGCGGCGGCAAGCGGGCGUCGGAAGUGUUUCCUCGUCCGGGCGGGCUCCAAGAGAAGCACCAACAGCAUCGGCCAUCUUUGAUCUCCAUGCUAGUUGGGCGCUCCGCCCUGCCGCGCACGCCCGACCACCCCGCGCCGAGAGAGUCGUUGUCGAGCAGCUCCACCACGAGCCAGCAUUUGCCCGCGGCCGACGCGGCCGGCGGCCGCCUCGACAACAACUCACACGCGGGUCAAUUCACCGGAGCCAAUAAUCACGGGGGCGGCGGUGACAACAAGUCGGGUGCGGCAACACCGCCAUAUCUCAACAACCCAGCUAAACUGCGCUUCGUGCCGUCCGUCGAGUUCAAAUUUACUUCAGGGGAGACGUCGUUAACGCCGCUGUCGCCGGCGUCGCCGCGCGGCUGGGCGCUGGAGCGCGCCAGCUCCGCCGACAGCGGCGAGCGGCCGCGGCUGCAGCGAGCGCAGGGACCUUCUAAGAAGACCUUCAAGUUCCGCCGCAGCAGAUACGCCCCCUCUGAUACGUCGCACGUGCGGCUGGAGUCAGACGAGUGCUCGUCCCCCGGGCCGGAGACUCCCCCGCGGCGGUGUGCGCCGCUGUUGUUGCCGGCGCCGGCGCCCGCCACCGACACCUCCUACGACAGCGAGAUCUCGCAGACCUCGUCCACGUCCGGAUACAGGCGAGCUUUCCAACAGAACGAUCAGGAGAGCUACAGCCUUCAAGCGUCGAUGUCGGAGUGCGGGCGCGCGGCGCUGGCGUCGCCCGACACGCCGCACGCCAGCGACACGCCGCACGCCAGCCCCGACGCAUCUUUAAGUUGUGAAUCUGAGACAUCAUCAGCUGAACGUACUGCUUUGCUGGGAGCAACAAGCCAGCGGUCCCUACUUCUCAGCAGUGAACUCCGAGACGAAGAUACUCUUCUUUAAAAUGUGUGAAGGCCUAAAAUUGUAAUACUAGAUUUAAUCUUCAUUUAGAUUUCUUCAUGUUUCUAAUGCAAAUAUACAUAGUCAAAAAACUUCUGUUAUAAAAACUGUAUGCAUAGACAGAAAAAAACUUAUAAAAAGAUUUAGGAUAUAAUGUUUGUAAUGCAAAUAUAUUUACAUAGUCAAAAAACUUCUAUUACAAAAACUGUAUGCAUAGACAGAAAACAACUUAUAAAAGAUUUAGGAUUGUAUUGAAUAGAGAUAUUUUAUCAUGGACUUCAUAAAUAUUUGUCUUUAUUUGAAGUUGUUCUAUCAUAUUGUAUGUUCUAUAAGUUUUAUAUGUAUGAUUGAUGUAUCUAGUCAAAUAUGUGAUAAUAAGUUAUAUGUUGAAAAAUUUUUAAUAGAGAUUUUGUU
Messenger RNA from Plodia interpunctella (Indianmeal moth), 10973 nucleotides. RefSeq names its product uncoordinated 80 (gene unc80). Gene Ontology annotation, biological process: monoatomic cation homeostasis. The coding region runs from base 279 to 10562 and encodes 3427 amino acids. Lineage: Eukaryota; Metazoa; Arthropoda; Insecta; Lepidoptera; Pyralidae. The transcript has 71 exons. The record is from RefSeq and is a predicted model, not a curated record. Gene Ontology annotation, molecular function: monoatomic cation channel activity. Gene Ontology annotation, cellular component: axon; cation channel complex.